CGGUCACCCAACCACACCAUCUUUAGCUGUGCUUUCUUUAUUUUUUUUCCAUCCCCCCUCUCUCUCCCUCCCUCCCUCUCUCGGCCGAGCACUCGCUGUUCUCUGGGGCCGGAAACGCAGCGCGAGAGGGAUCAGCCCUUAUCAGCUCCGAGCUGCACCGAGAAGAAAGUUCUUAGAAGUCGCUCGCGUACGGCGUCAUGCACAGGGCUGGUGACACCGCGGUGGCUCCGGCAGCCCCGGGCCCGCUGGUGACAGUGAUUGCAGCUGUGCUGUGCUGCAAUCACUGUCACUGGGCUGCCGUGAGGCGCCGCGCUGGCGCCGGGGCUUUAUCCCGAAGGAAUUUGAUUUUUCUGCCACCUUUGGAACCUGACCGUGCCCCGUGCAAAGUCCCGUGUGGAGAAUGUGAAAGGAUCUCUCAUCCUGGCCCCUUUCCCACACGAGGUGUUGUGACGUCCAGCAUGACCCUGAGCUGGGUUUUAUCACCACCCCAACCGCAGCGCUGGGGUCGGCUUCUCUGGAAACGGGGAAAUUCCAGGAAAAGGGAGUUCGGCGAAGCCCCCCGUGUCUCUCGGCGUGGAGAGCGCAGCUGGAGCGUGAAGGGAGAAGGAAAUGAUGCAGCACAGAGAUACGGUGCCCGAAAAACCAGGCUGGCUUCGGAGAAGUGCCUACCGCAGGCACGGUGCCCCCGCUGCCGGGGCGCCGCACCUGACCGCAAGAUGCCCUGCUCGAUGCGGCCGGUACCGGGAAAGGGAGUUCUCACUGCAGACUGCUCAACUGAAGACCUCCUGACAGCAGCAAGCACCAUCCUGGGCUCUGCUCUGGGUUUGGGGAACCGGAGCCUGGAGGUUCCCCGACUGUCAAACAGGAACCCGGGAGGUGAUUCCCGCUGCUGUGCGAGCUCAACAUCCCCCACCCCCCUCACCACCUCCCAAAAAACCCCUCUCUGCCCGCCCCAAAUCCCCGCCAGCAUCCUCCACCCGCCACACAAAGGAGUUUCCAGGACGCCGUGUCUCCGAGCAUCCCGCGGGCCGUGGUAAGGGACAGAGCUGUCCCCGAGGGGACCGUGCCCAGCGGUGACAAGAGGCCCCGUUGUGCCGGCCUGAAGCGCUGGCUCGGGGGAGGCCGCGCACAAAGAUCGCUCUGUUCCCGCUGCGGCGGCUGCGAGCGCCGGCGAACGGCCACGGGAGAAAACACAGCCCCGAGCCCACCGCCCCCCGAGCCCCCA
Molecule: messenger RNA, 1225 nt
Organism: Motacilla alba alba
Lineage: Eukaryota; Metazoa; Chordata; Aves; Passeriformes; Motacillidae
Exons: 2
Coding region: 198-1037 (279 amino acids)
Source: RefSeq, a predicted model, not a curated record